AGUUUUGAGAGUGUGAGGGAUCGCGUUUGUAGAGGUCCAGAGACUCCGGGAUGAUGAGGCUUUCAUAGCUCGUCAUCGUCGGUCUUUGACUCCGGGGAAUGGAGGUUUAUUCAACCUCGCGCCGCCGGCUUUGGUGGUUCGCCCCUUUUCUCUGUUGGGUGCGACAUAACGGGUGGUGAAAAAAGGAAGUGAAACUGAGGAAGGCAAUCGCUGGAAGAGGCGAUGGUGUUGAAGGGGUAUGCGUUUUAUACGCAUGAUCUGGACGUGAUCCGGUGUGUGUCGGAGCGAUGAAGCUGAUGAAACCCGAUACCUUUAAUACAGUCGUUAGAGGUGGGUUUCAUCGAAAAAUAGUGGAGAAUAGAGUUUCUCCGAUUUGGCUCUGGAGUUGACGCUUGAAUGAUUUGAUGAUCGCCGAUAUUUUCUUUGCUGGUGGUGAUCUUUGGCGUUGAAGGCUUGUAGUCGUCUGGUGUGUUUUCCGGCGAUACGAGGUCUCUGGCCGUGUCUCCGGCGAUGAAUUGAAGCGGUACCGUUCAGGCGGCGAGAAAAGAAGUGGUGGAUGGGUGACGCGUGUCCCUGCGUUUGGGCUUUCUUCAGCACGUGGCGUUCAUGUUUCAUGAGGUGUCCGGACGCGUGUGUCGCGUUGACGGUGAAUCUCAACGCGUGAACGGUCACGUAUGUUUGGUUGACGCGCGUUUAUGUUUGUGGGUCGAUUGGGCUUUAGGCCCAUUUGUUUCUGUUUUGUUCUGUCCAUCUUGUGGGCUUUUAGUGUUUUUCUGUGUUUUGGGCUUCGGCCCAGCACUUUAAUAAAAGAUGGCAAAAAAAAAAGUUAUAAUUGGAGUCCAUCCGUUAGAGGUAUUUAUUUACUCUGUCCAAAUUUGGAAAAACUCGGUCGACAUCUUGAGCGUGAUGUUAUACGUUGAUAAGUGCGGGUCCGGAACUCGCUAUUAUUAACACAUAUCUUGUGGUUUUAAAAUGACUAUUUAUUCAUAAACUGAUUCAUCUUUUAAGUUUUUGUUGUGUAUUCAUAAAAAGUAUUACUGCUUUGUGUACUGUGUACACUUGUUAUAUGGUAUUUACAUUGAGUUCUAUGCCAUUGGAAUAUUACCAAUAUUUGCCCUUUAAACCCACAUGGUUUAAUCGUUGAAACAUGAUAUUGGCAGGUAACAAUCAUAAAUAGAGUAAAGAGAGAAUCAAGUAAACAUGAUAAUUGUUGCAUUGUUUGGACGUUUUUCAGUAAAUUAAAAAAGUCCAAAGUUGUGUCUGCCGACAAUAAUGGGACCAGAAACAAACGAGAAUAAUAAAUGAGAAAGCAGCAAACCAAACCUACACUAACUCCAAGGAGAACACAACACUCCCCUAUUAGAAAGUGUAAAAGUAGAGUGGGCCUAACCUAAAAUUCACAUACGCCGUUUAUUUCCCACGUGCUCGAUAACAACACAUGCUCCUGCUCUCUUCUCUUCACAACGCAUCGUCAUGCAUUUGCGUCAUUAUAUAAACAGCCAACUUACUCAACAAAAAUAUAGCAAACAAGAUUCAAACCAUAUUAAAAAAAAACAUUUAUUUUCUAUAUAUGACAAAGACAAUGGCGACCUCAAGCAUCAAGACUAUACCAAUAAUGGCGAUUCCAAGUUUCAACGUUUGCCACAAGCUCGAGCUCCUCAAAGAAGAAGGCAAAAGCCUAGCCCCGAAACGCCAAGAAGGAGAAAGAGAAGAAGAAGGGCUAAGCUACGAGUUCCAAGAGAUGUUGGAGUCUCUUCCAAAGGAGAGAGGUUGGAGAACUCGUCACCUUUACCUAUUCCAAGGCUUUUGGUGCCAAUCCAAGGAGAUUCAAGCUAUCAUGUCCAUCCAAAAACAUUUCAAACCGCUCCAAAACGACGUCGUUAUUGCUACCAUACCAAAAUCCGGUACAACAUGGUUAAAAGCUUUAACUUAUACACUCCUUAACCGACACCGGUUUGAUCCGGUUUCCUCAAACACUGACCACCCUCUCCUUACAUCCAACCCUCAUGACCUAGUACCUUUCUUUGAGUACAAGCUUUACGCGAACGGAGACGUUCCUGACCUUUCCGGUCUAGCCAGUCCAAGAACAUUCGCAACACACGUCCCUUUCGGUUCUCUGAAGGAUUCCAUCGAGAAACCUGGCGUGAAGGUCGUGUACUUAUGUCGGAACCCGUUCGACACAUUCAUCUCCUCGUGGCAUUACACCAACAGCAUAAAGUCGGAGUCGGUGAGUCCAGUCUCGUUGGACGAAGGGUUUGAUAUGUACUGCCGAGGACUGAUAGGGUUUGGUCCGUUUUGGGAACACAUGUUGGGAUACUGGAAAGAGAGCUUGAAGAGACCUGACAAAGUCUUGUUCUUACGCUACGAAGAUCUCAAACAAGACAUAGAGUCUAACUUGAAGAAGCUUGCAAGUUUCUUGGGCGUUCCUUUCACGGAAGAAGAGGAAGGAAAGGGUGUUACGAAGGCAAUCGUGGCGCUGUGUAGCUUCGAGAGUUUAAAGAAGUUGGAGGUGAACAAGGCGGGCAAAUCGAUCAAGAACUUUGAGAAUAGGCACUUGUUUAGGAAAGGAGAAGUGAGUGAUUGGAUUAACUACCUGUCCCCUCCACAAGCUGAGAGAUUGUCAGCGUUAGUGGAUGACAAGUUAGGUGGAACUGGUCUUACCUUCAGGUACUGCUGAACAAGGCCAUGCACGUCUUCACGUUUCAAAAUUAGUGUGUUGAGGGGGCCCUUUCAUUUGAAGUCGGUAUUAAAAAACAACAAAAGUGUAAGCAGUUGGUUUGUUUGGUAUAUACAGAAGAAGAAAACAAUGAAGCAACGUGAACACUAGUUUGUCGAUUUUUAUUAUAAUAAAAACUAUUGUGCUUGUUAUUAUGGGUUUUAAAAAAAAAAUUAUUGUGAUUUAAGUGUUAUCAUGUUAUGGUCUGGGUGUAACUGAAUGUAUCAAAAGAUAUGUAUAAAUACUUCAUGUGUAUGUUUUCUGUAAAAAAAAAUUGUAUUGUCUAGGGUAAGAUCAGAAGCAUUCAUCUUGAUCCCUAAAGUUUAAAUACUAGAUAGUUAUGGA
Messenger RNA from Brassica rapa (field mustard), 3061 nucleotides. Its product is annotated as cytosolic sulfotransferase 15. NCBI's taxonomy places the organism in Eukaryota, Viridiplantae, Streptophyta, Magnoliopsida, Brassicales, Brassicaceae. Gene Ontology annotation, molecular function: sulfotransferase activity. The record is from RefSeq and is a predicted model, not a curated record.